Harmonia axyridis is the source of this 1345-nucleotide messenger RNA. RefSeq names its product retinol dehydrogenase 12-like. NCBI's taxonomy places the organism in Eukaryota, Metazoa, Arthropoda, Insecta, Coleoptera, Coccinellidae. The transcript has a single exon. The record is from RefSeq and is a predicted model, not a curated record. The coding region runs from base 200 to 1180 and encodes 326 amino acids.
UCCUCUCUGUUAUCUGUGAUAGUAUUCUAUGUCUAUGAAGAGCACCUAAAAUAACAUUAUUCAAAAUAACAUCCAGCUUUUUUGAAAAUAAAAAUAGAACGAUGGCAUGACAGUUUUGUAAAUGAGCGCAUUUACAUUGAAUAGAUCGUUGAUAACAAUUUUGAAUACUAAGAACUCCUUAAUAUAAAAUUGUGCAGUCAUGAUAAGUGCAGGCUUUUGCGCUCUUCCUUUCUUAAUACUGUUCGGUAUUAGGAAGUACAUCGAAAGCAAAUGGGGCAAAUGCAAAAACCGAAUUAAGUUAGAUGGAAAAAUAGCCAUUGUUACUGGAGCAAAUUCAGGAAUUGGUUUUGAAGUGGCCAAAGAAUUGGCUUCUAGAAAUGCCACUGUAAUUCUUGCCUGCAGAGAUAUGAAUAAAGCCAAAUUUGCCCUAGAGAAAAUAAAAAAAGACAUCAGUAGUCCAGUCAGUUUGAUUCCUAUGGAGUUGGAUUUAGCAUCCCUCAAAUCUAUUCAAAGUUUUACAGAAAAGUUCAAAGAUAAGUUUGAAUAUCUACAUAUUCUUAUCAAUAAUGCUGGAUUAUCCAAUUCUCACACAACUAAACGCUUGCUAACAGAUGAUAACUUGGAACUACAUUUUGGUGUAAACUACAUUGGACAUUUCUAUCUAACAAACUUACUACUAUGUGUUUUGGAAAAAUCACGACCUAGUAAAGUGGUGAUUGUAUCUUCAAAACUACAUGAAAAAGGCCAAAUAUGCUUAGAUGAUCUCAAUUCAGUUUCAAGAAAUUGUCCAAAUCUUUAUGCAGACUCGAAAUUAGCAAAUGUUUACUUUUGUCGAGAAUUGUCAAAGAAGAUAGAAAGUAAGGGUAUAGAUGUUUUUGCAGUUUGCCCAGGUUGGGUGUAUACAAAUUUAUUCAGACAUCGAAUUAGAUGGUAUCAUUACAUUAUUUUUUCACCUAUUGCAUUCUUCUUCAUGAGAAGCGCUAAACAAGGUGCUCAAACAGUAAUUUAUUGCGCUACUGAACCAGGCCUCGCAACAGGAAUGAUUUAUAGGGAUUGUAUGAUGUAUGAAUCAAAGCACAAGUUUGAUCCUAAUGUUUCUACAGACUUAUGGCUAAAAUCUGAAGAAAUCAUAACAUCAAUUCUAAUUAAUUUUAAUCCAGAUGUAAUAAUUCAGGGUUAAAAUUAUUAUUAUUGUUAUGAAUUUAACUUAUUAAUUAUUAUUAAUUUUAAUCAAGAAACAUAGAAGUUAUGAAUAUCGUGAAGUUAAGGUCCUACUAUUGUUAUAAAAAUUUCUCCAAUGUAAUUUCAUUAUUAAUGAUUUUCAAUAAAAAUAUUAUAUGCCUCA